Molecule: messenger RNA, 607 nt
Organism: Ricinus communis (castor bean)
Lineage: Eukaryota; Viridiplantae; Streptophyta; Magnoliopsida; Malpighiales; Euphorbiaceae
Product: glycine-rich protein HC1-like
Exons: 2
Coding region: 68-328 (86 amino acids)
Source: RefSeq, a predicted model, not a curated record
CCUCAAGCUUACAUCUCACACUCCUCUUUGUAUUAACUCCUUUUGUUUUGUUAACUGUUAAGAUAACAUGGCUUGCUCAAAGACUUUCCUUCUUCUCGGUCUUGCCUUUGCUGUUGUUCUUCUCAUUUCCUCGUCUGAGGUCAUGGCUGAAACUGUUCAAACCCAAGCGAAUGUUGAAGUUGAUGGACACGGUGGAUAUAAUAAGGGUGGCGGAUACGGAAAGGGUGGACACGGCGGAUAUGGCAAGGGUGGCGGAUAUGGAAAGGGCGGACACAAGGGAAAGCCCGGCCAUGGUGGUCACCCACCAGCAACUGAAGUUGAAAAUUAGGGGGGGCAAAAUAUAAAGUACCCCUUCUUUUUUAAGGGUAGAAUUGGUUGUAAUUUGCAUGUGCUGUUACUUAAAUAAGAGUACUAACGCAUGUAAAUUAAAAUCUAGUAUAAGCUACCAGAGUCUUUUCUAAUGUCAAUAAUGGUGAACAGAGGUGCGCUGUUGUGCAUGUCUCUGUCAAAAUCACCCAAAGAAAAGUGUAUGUGGUCACGUUGGUUGAAUGGUUUCUUUUGGCAAUCUCAAUUAGAAUGGCCUCAUCUAAUCAAGCUUUGUCUUUUA